GACGAUGAGGAAUAUGCCCGCGCUCGUAUUAAGGGGCUGCUGGCAAGCCAAGUCGAUUACGGAGUUUGUGCAGAAGCCGAAAACGGGGUGGAUGCAGUGCUGAUGACUGAACGUUAUCAGCCGGACAUUGUGCUGAUGGACAUUUCUAUGCCCGGUAUGGAUGGGUUAGAAGCGGCACGGCACAUUUCGGGCAUGGAUAGCCCACCAGCCGUCAUAUUCACCACAGCGUAUGGAGAAUAUGCUUUAGAAGCCUUUUCAACAAAAGCAACAGGGUAUCUUAUGAAGCCUAUUAGACAAGAACAAUUAUUACAAAGUCUGGAACAAGCCCGCUCACUGAACCGCGCUCAACGUAUGGAAGCAUUGGAAAACCGUGAGGGUCGUAGCAUGUUGUCGCGCAAGCAUAUUUGUGCACGGAUGCGUGGCAACCUUGAGCUGAUCCCCAUUGAAGAUGUGGUGUACUUCCAGGCCGAUCAGAAGUACGUGACCGUGCGUCAUAAAAAGGGUGAAGUGAUUAUUGAAGAGUCACUGAAGUCUUUGGAAACGGACUUGGCUGACCGUUUUAUUCGUAUUCACCGCAAUGCCUUGGUAUCUAAAACGGCGAUUGCCGGUUUGUCCAAGUCAUCAGUGGGGCGUACCCAAAUUGUGUUGGAUAACGUCAAGGAUCAACUGGAAGUCAGUCGCCGUCAUUUGGCGGAAGUCCGUCGAUUUGUGCGUAACCGUUAA
This is a messenger RNA of Darwinula stevensoni, 723 nucleotides long. The record is from the annotation of a GenBank genome assembly. NCBI's taxonomy places the organism in Eukaryota, Metazoa, Arthropoda, Ostracoda, Podocopida, Darwinulidae.